CUAGCAGCAAGUUUGAUUGAAGUGUGAUGAAGCAGGAGGAGGGGGUUUUGUGCAUAGAGGAAGAUGGAAGUUGUGCCGAGUUAGUGUCUUGUCUGAACCGUUUUGUUUCCUCUUUCGUAAUUGUUAAAGGUUGAGCCUUGACAACAUGGAGCAGCCGGCGCCCAAGAGUAAGCUUAAAAAGCUGAGUGAAGACAGCUUGACUAAACAGCCAGAAGAGGUCUUUGAUGUUUUAGAAAAGCUUGGCGAAGGCUCUUAUGGCAGCGUAUUUAAAGCUAUUCAUAAAGAAUCUGGACAGGUCGUUGCAAUCAAACAAGUUCCAGUCGAAUCAGAUCUGCAGGAAAUUAUCAAAGAAAUUUCAAUAAUGCAGCAAUGUGACAGCCACUAUGUAGUCAAGUAUUAUGGCAGCUAUUUUAAGAACACUGACCUGUGGAUAGUAAUGGAAUACUGCGGGGCAGGAUCAGUCUCAGACAUUAUUCGAUUACGGAAUAAAACUCUAACAGAAGAAGAAAUUGCAACUAUCCUCAAAUCCACAUUAAAAGGUCUGGAAUAUCUCCAUUUUAUGAGAAAAAUCCACAGAGAUAUUAAAGCUGGAAAUAUCCUCCUGAACACUGAAGGUCAUGCAAAACUAGCAGAUUUUGGAGUGGCAGGCCAACUAACGGAUACAAUGGCUAAGCGUAAUACUGUGAUAGGAACUCCUUUUUGGAUGGCUCCUGAAGUUAUACAAGAAAUUGGAUAUAAUUGUGUAGCAGAUAUCUGGUCAUUGGGCAUAACCUCUAUAGAAAUGGCAGAAGGAAAGCCUCCCUAUGCAGAUAUUCAUCCAAUGAGGGCAAUCUUCAUGAUUCCAACAAAUCCUCCACCAACCUUCAGAAAGCCGGAACUUUGGUCAGAUGAAUUCACAGACUUUGUAAAGAAAUGUCUGGUAAAGAAUCCUGAGCAGAGAGCCACUGCCACACAGCUAUUACAGCACACUUUUAUUAAAAAUGCUAAACCUGUGUCAAUAUUGAGAGACCUUAUCACAGACGCAAUGGAUAUAAAAGCAAAAAGACACGAAGAACAGCAGCGGGAACUUGAAGAAGAAGAUGAAAACUCGGAAGAGGAUGAACUUGACUCCCACACAAUGGUCAAGACCAGCUCUGAGAGUGUGGGAACCAUGAGAGCAGCCAGCACAAUGAGUGAAGGUGCUCAGACUAUGAUUGAACAUAAUAGCACCAUGCUGGAGUCAGAUUUGGGGACAAUGGUAAUUAACAGUGAUGAGGAAGAAGAUGAGGAGGAAGAAGAUGGAACCAUGAAAAGAAACGCUACAUCUCCACAAGUAUCACGACCAUCUUUCAUGGAUUACUUUGACAAACAAGAUUCCAAAAAUAAACCUCAUGAAAACUGCAACCAGAAUGUGCACGAACAGUUCCACAUAUCCAAAAAUGUUUUUCCUGACAACUGGAAGGUCCCGCCAGAUGGAGAUUUUGAUUUUCUAAAGAACCUUAGCUUUGAAGAGCUACAGAUGAGAUUGAAAGCACUGGAUCCCAUGAUGGAACGAGAGAUAGAAGAACUUCGUCAGCGAUACACCGCAAAAAGGCAACCUAUAUUGGAUGCGAUGGAUGCAAAAAAACGAAGGCAACAGAACUUCUGAUGAUUGGUUGCUUUCCAUAAGGAGCCUUUUAUGAAACUUGACACAUGCAAUUUAUAGCAACUCCAGAAAAAAAAGACUGUGGUUAUACCAGACCUAUAUUAAUUUACAUGUUUUUUUUUCCCUCAGUGAGACAGCAGUUGAGAACUUUUGUAGAUUUCUACAUAAAUUACAUGUUGAAAUGCAGGAUGGCCUCUGUUUGAGAUAGCUGUGUCUUUCCUUCUCUCAGUAAACAACAUUACUAUAUAUACUGGGUCGUAAAUUGCAUUGUGUUUUUGAAAACAAAAGUAUUUUAACCCUUUCUAAGCUAUGCAUUCAACCAUGUUCCUAACAGUGAGGUUUAAGAACUCCAUCCAUUAGCAACAUGAAAUUUUGGAAGGGAGUGAAAUGUUACAGACUGAUACGUGUAUAAGUUAUAUAAGAAAUAUCAUUUAGAACAAAACCAUUUCUAAGCAAGAUAGCCAUUUAUGCAUUAAAGGGACAUAAUACUCAUAUGCUAAAUCACUUGAAACUGAUGCAGUAUAACUGUAAAAAGCU
Bombina bombina (fire-bellied toad) is the source of this 2161-nucleotide messenger RNA. It is a transcript of the gene STK3, whose product is annotated as serine/threonine kinase 3. Gene Ontology annotation, biological process: intracellular signal transduction; protein phosphorylation; regulation of MAPK cascade. Gene Ontology annotation, molecular function: protein serine/threonine kinase activity; ATP binding. NCBI's taxonomy places the organism in Eukaryota, Metazoa, Chordata, Amphibia, Anura, Bombinatoridae. The record is from RefSeq and is a predicted model, not a curated record. The transcript is spliced from 11 exons. Gene Ontology annotation, cellular component: cytoplasm. Bases 146 to 1627 code for a protein of 493 amino acids.